This is a messenger RNA of Scleropages formosus (Asian bonytongue), 4058 nucleotides long. It is a transcript of the gene mybpc1, whose product is annotated as myosin binding protein C1. Gene Ontology annotation, cellular component: M band. Gene Ontology annotation, biological process: sarcomere organization. The coding region runs from base 81 to 3797 and encodes 1238 amino acids. The record is from RefSeq and is a predicted model, not a curated record. NCBI's taxonomy places the organism in Eukaryota, Metazoa, Chordata, Actinopteri, Osteoglossiformes, Osteoglossidae. Gene Ontology annotation, molecular function: protein binding. The transcript is spliced from 35 exons.
UGCGAAGUGCUUUUCGCUCAUUUGGGAACUUAGGUCUGAUAAAGCAAUGAUUUCCUCAAUUUCGGACACUUUUUAGCACAAUGACGAACAGUAAGAGAGACAAAGCAAAGGGCUUACAACCCUGCCACUCUGAUCCUUUCUGCGCUGAUAGUGGGACACCGUUCAAAAUGCCAGAACCUACCAAAAAAGAUGAAACAUCUAGUGCCCCCCCUGAAGAGAGUGUUGGUCCAGACAGUAGUGAAGCUCCACCCCUUCCUGAGAUCUCGCUUGAGAUUUCUCCACCAGAUAAAGAUGAUGAUGCUGCUGCCAGCACCCCUUCACCACAACCUCCAGCAGAGGAUGCCAGUUCACUCAAGAAACUGUCUAUUGAGCUACCUAAUGAUAGCGUCACUGAGUCAUCCAUGGGGAGAAAGGACUCAGUGUGGUCUCUGGGGGAUGGACAACCUCCAGAGGACCUGGAAAAGCCAGUAGAGAACCCACCACUCUCCAUCUUGCUCAUUGAGAAACCCCUGAGUGGCUCUAUCUCUGUGGGUGGAGACAUCACUUUUGUUGCCAAGGUGGAAGCCAAAGAUCUGUUGCGGAAGCCUACAAUUAAAUGGUUUAAAGGAAAGUGGAUGGACUUGGCUAGCAAGACUGGAAAACACCUUCAACUCAAAGAGAGCUUUGACCGCUUUACAAAGAUCCACACAUUUGAGAUGCACAUCAUUAAGGCCAAAGAGAACUAUGCUGGAAAUUACAGGUGUGAAGUCACCUACAAGGACAAGUUUGACAGCUGUUCCUUUGAUCUUGAAGUGAAAGAUGCCCCAGAGGCCUCUCAGAGUAUUGAUAUCCGUUCAGCUUUUAAAAGGAGCAGUGAAGGACAAGACGAUGCAGGAGAGCUUGACUUUAGUGGUCUUCUUAAACAUAGAAACAGCAGGGAACCCAAGCAGGAAGAGGUCCCCGAAGUGGAUGUAUGGGAGAUCCUGAGGAAUGCAAGGCCAGAUGAGUAUGAGAGGAUAGCUUUCAUGUAUGGCAUCACAGAUCUGAGAGGCCUGCUGAGGAGAUUGAAGAAGACCAAGAAGGAGGAGAAGAAAAGCGAAGCUUUUGCCAAGAAGCUGGAACCUGCGUAUCAAGUGGAUAAAGGAGGGAAGAUUCGACUUGUGGUGGACCUGGCUGAUCCCACCGUGGAGCUGAAGUGGUACAAGAAUGGGCAAGAGAUUCGCCCCAGCCCCAAUCAAAGAAAGUACAUUUUUGAGCACAAGGGCACCCAACGAAUCAUGGUCAUCAACAAUUGUACCAUGAAUGAUGAUGCUGCCUACAGUGUCUCUGCUGGAGACGAAAAGUGUUCGACUGAGCUGUUUGUGAAAGAGUUACCAGUGAAUAUUACCAAAGAGCUUGAGGAUGUGAAAACUACAGUGAAUGAACGGAUUGAGCUGGAGUGUGAAGUGUCUGAAGAAGGGGCCCAAGUCAAAUGGCUGAAGAAUGGCGUGGAGGUCCCAACUGGUGUCCGCUCACGUUUUCGCACUAAGUGUGAUGGAACUAAACACAUUCUGAUCAUUGACGAUGUCAUGAGGGAGGACUCAGGCACCUACUCCCUGAUGGCCACUGGGGGUACAACCCAGGCCAAAGUACAGAUUGACUUGAAGCCUCUGGUGAUUAUCCAGGAUCUCAGUGAUAUGACAGUCCGCCUAGGCCAACCACUGAAGCUUCAUUGUGAGAUCUCCCCUGGGAAUGUGCCUGGCCGAUGGUAUCGCAAUGGCCAGCUGAUUCAGGCCAGUGAGCGUGUCACCAUCAUACACAGGGCCAGAAAUCACAGACUAGAGAUCGAAAGUUGCACAAUCAGUGAUGCAGGUGAUUACACCUUUGUGCCAGAAGGCUACACUCAGAAACUUUGUGCCAAAGUACACAUUAUUGACCCCCCCAAGGUUCAUCUGGACAGUCUGAACUUCCCCGACAACACUGUAACAAUAGUGGCAGGGAACAAACUUCGGCUGGAGAUCCCCAUCUCAGGCGAGCCUGCCCCCAGAGUAGUAUGGAUGAAGGGAGAGAGGGUAAUCCUAGAUACUGGUAGCCGCGUUCAUGCCGAGACCUUCGCUGACCACACCAGCUUAACCAUUGAUGUGACUGAGCGGGAAGACACAGGCAAUUACAAAAUUGUUCUGCAGAACGAGGCAGGCGAGGACACAGCCACAGUCAAGGUCAAGGUUGUGGAUAUACCUGAUGCUCCGGAGGCACCCACAGUCACUGAAGUGGGAGGAGACUGGUGCUCUAUGACUUGGAACCCUCCCCUUUAUGAUGGGGGCUCACCCAUCUUGGGGUACUUCAUCGAGAGGAAGAAGAAACAAAGCUCUAGGUGGAUGAGGCUGAACUUUGACCUUUGCAAAGAGACCACUUUUGAGCCUAAGAAAAUGAUUGAGGGGGUUCCGUAUGAAGUGCGCGUCUUUGCUGUGAAUGCCAUUGGUGUGUCCAAACCCAGUGACCCCUCUAGAGCUUUUGUGCCCCUUGCCGUGACAAGCGAGCCCACAAUGCUGGUGGUGGAUGAUGUCACAGAUACCACAGUGACAAUGAAGUGGCGCCCCCCGGACACAAUUGGUGCAGCAGGGCUGGAUGGAUACAUGGUGGAGUACUGCAUAGAAGGAACGGAUGAAUGGAUCAGAGCCAACAAGGAACUUACGGAGAAAACCAAGUACACCAUCACUGGGCUACCAACCGAGGGCAAGAUCUUUGUACGAGUGAAGGCUGUGAAUGCAGCUGGGGAGAGCAUGCCUAGGACGACCCAACACUCUAUCCUGGUCAAAGAGGUUGUAGAACCACCCAAGAUUCGUGUGCCUAGACACCUGAAGCAGACAUACAUCCGCAGAGUUGGGGAGGCUGUUAACCUUGUAGUUCCUUUCCUGGGCAAACCCAGGCCAAAGGUGAGCUGGCUGAAGGAAGGCCAGGUUGUGGAUCCCACACAGGUGAGCAUCCGUAACACUGACUGUGACAGCAUCUUCUUCAUUCGAAAAGCUGAGCGGAAGCACUCUGGGAAGUAUGAGAUGACCGUACAGGUGGAGAAUCACGUGGACACUGCCAUUUUAGACAUCCAGAUUGUCGACCUUCCUGGCCCCCCCCAGGCUGUAAGGAUCGAUGAAGUGUGGGGGGUGAAUGUGGCACUAGACUGGACCCCACCAAAAGACAGUGGCAACGCCCCAAUUACAGGCUAUACAAUUCAAAAAGCAGACAAGAAAACAAUGGAGUGGUACACCUGUGUGGAGCACUACCACCGCACCUGCAUCACCAUCUCAGAUCUUGUCGUUGGCAAUGAGUAUUUCUUCCGCAUUUACUCAGAGAAUAUGUGUGGCCUGAGCGAGUCUGCCACUGUCACAAAGGACAGCGCUGUCAUUGUCAAGGAAGGUUUGCAUCUGAAGAUCCCUGAGUACAAUGACUAUGACUUCACAGAAGCACCCAAGUUCACCCAGCCACUGGUCAACACCUCUGCCAUUGCUGGCUACAACGCCACACUUAACUGCAGCGUCCGCGCCAAUCCACGGCCUAAAAUUAUGUGGAUGAAGAACAAAAUUAUAAUCAUCGAUGACCCACGGUACCGCAUGUUCAGCAACCAGGGUGUGUGCACGCUGGAGAUCCGCAAACCCAGCCCCUUUGAUGGGGGUGUCUACACAUGCAAAGCCAUCAAUGACCUUGGUGAGGCACAGGUGGAAUGCAAACUCGAGGUCAAAGGGGGGUUUACCUUCUAUGAGCUCCUGCAGCGUGGCGUGCCAUUACACCUGAUUGAUAAGUACAUGAAUGAUUCCAAACCCGCAGAGUCAGAGAAGAAGUGACUGCAGCAACAGCAACCAGCGGUGCGCUUGCUCUUUCUGAAAACCUGUCACCCAUAGCUACUCAUCCUUCGUAGUUCCCAGGAGCCCAAAGCCUGUGGACGAUGGGGGUGGGUGGUGGACUUUAGCAGGGCGUACUAUCUGUAGCUUGUUUCAAUAGAGCAUGGAACUCGUUUCAGUAGAAGAGUCCAUUUAUAAUCAGCCAUCUCAUACCCAGCCUGUUUUAGGCUGGCAUUUAAAGGUGAUGUGUUAAGGCCUGAAGCA